This is a messenger RNA of Thunnus maccoyii (southern bluefin tuna), 4386 nucleotides long. It is a transcript of the gene tfap4, whose product is annotated as transcription factor AP-4 (activating enhancer binding protein 4). Bases 289 to 1293 code for a protein of 334 amino acids. Gene Ontology annotation, biological process: regulation of transcription by RNA polymerase II. Gene Ontology annotation, cellular component: nucleus. The transcript is spliced from 7 exons. The record is from RefSeq and is a predicted model, not a curated record. Gene Ontology annotation, molecular function: DNA-binding transcription factor activity, RNA polymerase II-specific; protein dimerization activity; RNA polymerase II cis-regulatory region sequence-specific DNA binding. Lineage: Eukaryota; Metazoa; Chordata; Actinopteri; Scombriformes; Scombridae.
CAGAGGGAGAGAGCAAAGGGGAGGGAGAGAGAAAGAGAGAGAGAGGUAGAGCGCCACACACAACGAGGGAACCCCAUCAGCUGGAAGUCGAGUAACAUUACAACUCUCAGCAGCCUCAAACUACUACAUUACACAUACGAGGGAUUCAUAUCUUCUUUGAGGAUUUAACCCGCGUCGGAUCACGGGAUUUUUGCUCACUAACGUCAUCAUUUUUCUUUUAUUCUACGGUGACUGUUUUUGCUUUUUUUUUUUGGAGGGGGGGGGGAACCAAACUGGAGAGAGGCGAGCAUGGAGUAUUUCAUGGUACCAGCUCAGAAGGUGCCCUCCUUGCAACAUUUCAGGAAAACGGAGAAAGAAGUGAUUGGAGGUCUUUGUAGUCUGGCCAACAUUCCUCUGACCCCAGAAACAGCCCGGGACCAAGAGAGGCGAAUUCGCAGAGAGAUUGCCAAUAGCAAUGAGCGUCGGCGUAUGCAGAGCAUCAAUGCUGGAUUCCAGUCACUUAAAACACUCAUCCCACACAGCGAUGGAGAGAAGCUCAGCAAGGCUGCCAUCCUGCAACAGACAGCAGAGUACAUUUUUACUUUGGAGCAGGAGAAAACACGGCUAUUGCAGCAGAACAGUCAGCUCAAACGAAUCAUACAAGAGUUAAGCGGUUCCUCCCCCAAGAGGAGGCGUGCAGAGGAGAAGGAUGAAGGGAUCGGCUCGCCAGACAUCCUGGAGGAGGAGAAGACUGAUGAUUUGAGGAGGGAGAUGAUCGAGCUGAGGCAGCAGCUGGAGAAAGAGCGCUCAGUCAGGAUGAUGCUGGAAGAUCAGAUGCGUUCCCUGGAUGCCCAGUUGUACCCAGAGAAACUGAAGGCGAUCGCCCAACAGCUCCAGGAGCAGCAGGCCCAAACACAGAGCCUUGUCUGUCUGCAGCAGCAUAAGCAGCUGGAGAGGGACCUUACUCCAGCCCACAGCCCACAGCAGGUGUUGGCCCCGGCUACCCCCCCUGCGCCUACACACCAUGCCACAGUCAUUGUCCCUGCACCUGUCCAACCUCCACAGCCCCAUCAUGUCACCGUGGUAACCAUGGGCCAGACAUCAGUUAUCAAUACAGUGUCCACAUCUCGACAGAACCUGGACACCAUUGUUCAAGCAAUCCAGCACAUCGAGGGCACCCAGGGGAAGGGUUGCGUCGGCGAGGAAGAGCAGCGGAGGGCGGUCAUCGUCACUUCGGGGCGCGUCCUCUCCGACGCGGCGGGCUCAGACACAGCCUCAAACAGCGACGGGCCCGACGACUGUUCACUGCCCUGAGUUCAACCCUGACAUCACGCACGCCGUACACUUACAUACACCUAUACACAAACACACACAGAUGCAAAUGGCCCAAGCAGACCAGGGCUACGGGAGGCUACAAACCCACAGCACUCUUGUUCCGUGGACGUUAAUAGGGCUGGUAGACAGAUUGAAGCACUCGACUUUUGUUUUUUUUUUUAAUACACACACUCUUACAUGUUGUACCGUGAUAGGCAGCCCAAAUAGGUUUACACUUAGACACUCAUACAUGCAGUCUGUUCUGCAUCUUUUCUCUGCUUAUCUAUAGCCCCUCCCCCCCCGCUGUCUCAUUCACACAUACACACACACUCAUGUCUAUUCAUUACUCUAUAGAAAGGUUAUUAGAGCGACUUCUUCACUGACUGACCUAUAAAUGCUCCGUCAAACUGGAUACUAGAAAUUCAAAUGUCUGCUAAACAUCUCCAUUAACCGCCGGGGCUUUUCUCUUUAUUUGGCUCUGAAGCCACGUGACUGACAACAGGAGACAAAGUCAACGAAGAGCCCAGCAAUGUGGCGUCAUCACACCCCCAACACCGAGUAUUUUCCACUUAAGAUGAACAUCCUUUUAACCUCCUUCUCUUCCUGACCCAUCUGAGCUGUUUUUUCGAGAGACACUGUGAGCUAACAAGACUGUCUCAAAGUUCCACCUUUUUAGGCUUCUGAAUGAAAGAAUAUGUUAUUUUACUCUUGUGAAGUCUACUUUUUUCGUGUUUCGUUUCUUUAAGGCUCCCUCGGCCAGCAAGUUAAAAUGAUUGUACUGGAAGAAAAAGAAAAAAAAAGCACCACAUUGACGGGAGUUUAAAAGCUGUUCGCUUCAUUUACUGUGAGCAGUAAAUGAAGCGAAGCACGGGAGGAGAGAGUGCACUUACUGGUUCACAACACAAUUUUUUUUUUUUUGUUUGUUUAUUUGUUUGUUUGUUGCCAUUUUUUACUGGGCUGGGUUCCCAGUAAUCCCACAUAUGUAUUUGGCAUGUUCUUCUUUUUACUCAUGGCCUGACAAAAAAAAAAAAAAAAAAAAAAAAAAAACAGUGCUUUGACAUUUCUUGACAUCCUCCCCUCUUGAAUAUAAAAGCACCUGGCUUGUUAAAUAAGCUAAUCUGUGGGCUCUCUUGAGUGAGUUUCACUGGUGUGUAUGUGUUUGUCCCUCUUAGCAUUUUGAAUCAGCAGGGCUUAGAGGUGCCCCAGACUCUGGCAGUCUGCAACAGCACCACUUUUGCCUUGAAAUUAAGGCACACUUGUGUGUGUUUGUGCGCACAACACUCACACAUAAAUACGACUGACAUACAAUCACUUGUUUGCUCAAUCUUAAGGGCUUGUUUUAUUUAGCCCUUAAAGUGUAGUUUCUUGUCCAAAUGUUGGGACAUCUAUCAAAGCAGAGUUUGCUUCACAUAUGAGGAAAAAGCCCAGUGAAAUUGUUUGAAUGUGCCAUGGAGGUGACUGGGCAGACUACAUGCUCUAUGCAUUUCCUUACAGCAUUUGUUCUUUGUGCGCUUUAUGUGUAGUGUACCAUGCUAUUUACAUGUUCCUGCAUAGAUCUUACUAUUAAAUGUGUUGUUGUUGUUUUUUUUUUGCCUGAAACUGUUGGAUGACAGACAGAUAUACAUUAAGACAUGUAACGGAGAGAGGCAGCAGCUUGCCUUACUAAUAGCCUGUGGGUGCAGGGAGGCACUGUAAAGCCAGCCUUAACACAGCCCUGGGAUCUGAGAGACAUACUUGAACACUUGAUCUGGGCCUUUUGGUGGCCACUUUGGUUUUCACCGCGCCAUCCCACACAGGCUCGUAAAAAACACCCUUGGUGUGUUAGAAAAUGGUUUUUAAUCCGUUUGAGUAUUUGUUUUAUUAUGUUUGCCUCAAAAAUGAACAGGUUGCUGAUAUACUAAUUACAUUCAAGCGCUCCUUAUUACCCCCCCCCCCCUCCCCUCCCAAUGCAAGUAUUCAAAAUGUAUCUGAAUACUCUGAUUGGAUUUACAUGUAGAUUGGCAACCUUUUUUUUUUUUUUUUUUACCCCCAUUGUGUGCACUACUAUUACCAGAUGUGUGGAAGAAAAUUCCACAAUUAAAUGUUGACAUUCCAUUAAAUUUUUACACAUUUUCUUUUAUACCAGGUAACUUUCAACAGUCAAACCUGGUGGAUUUAGAGAUUACAGUUAUAUUUAGGGCUUUUGACACAUCCCUGCUAUUUUAAAAUUCCAUUUAGUUACAAAUUUAUUAUUAGAAUCAUCUGCAUCAAUGCAUAGAUGGAGCUUAGAACUGCUGGACAGAUAAUGUGUUCAACUGAACACAACUCAUCUAUCAUUAUUUACAUCACAGAAUCGCCCUUUAAAAAAUAUUGAUGUCAGCUGCACUGAAACGCGUCAUGUGUAAAAUUAAAUCAAGGGACGUUUUCCCAGUACUUAUCAGUAUAGGAAGGGGAUUCCUGGAUAUUGAGAACAUAGUUUGCGUGCUCUGCUUUUUGUAGAGCCUUUUGCUUUUUCCUCUGUGUAUCUGCAUUUGAUAGUUUUUCUGCCGAAGCCCAGAACUGUUAUAUUUCCAUCUGUUUUACACUCUGUUCUGUGCGUUUAGGAUACGUUACGUGGACAUAUCAGAUCGUCAGAUGAGUGGGGUGGGUCUGGGGAUCAUUAAAUGGGGUCAAGAUUACAAAGCACUUACUGUACUAUACUGGAGUCGGCCUCUUUCUUUUGUAAAAAGGGGCACCUCCUCAGCUGAAGCUCUUGAGGUUAUGAGUAAAAACCGCACAGCUGUGUAUCCCUGUUUCCCUCCAUGUCCAGGCCUCCUAUAUCUUGUCCUGUUUGCCCCUCAUAUCUUCUUUGUUCUUUUGCAGAAUCUUUUAUGCUGUCUUUGUUUAUCUGUCGUCAAUAUCUCUUGUCUCCCUUCACAUUUUGCCGCUCCCUUCUUUGCCCCUCCUUUUGUCUGUCCUCUAUACCUUUUUUUUUUUUGUUAGACCUGUCAGUGCAUAUGGUCAUCAAGAAGCUAUUUUGUUUUUGUUUUUUUAAGAGAAAUGUUUUGGGGAUAAAGAGGCUUGUGCCUUUGUAAAGACAGAAUAAUAAAGUUUGUACUUUGUUUUUUACACAUU